Acinonyx jubatus (cheetah) is the source of this 4518-nucleotide messenger RNA. RefSeq names its product GATA binding protein 4 (gene GATA4). Gene Ontology annotation, molecular function: RNA polymerase II cis-regulatory region sequence-specific DNA binding; DNA-binding transcription factor activity, RNA polymerase II-specific; zinc ion binding. Bases 1538 to 2869 code for a protein of 443 amino acids. The transcript is spliced from 7 exons. NCBI's taxonomy places the organism in Eukaryota, Metazoa, Chordata, Mammalia, Carnivora, Felidae. Gene Ontology annotation, cellular component: nucleus. The record is from RefSeq and is a predicted model, not a curated record. Gene Ontology annotation, biological process: positive regulation of transcription by RNA polymerase II; negative regulation of transcription by RNA polymerase II; cell fate commitment.
GUGGGAGGCUCGCCCCUGGCCACCCAGCUAACAUGAAACUCAGCACACAUCCUGCGCUGCUGGAAGAAGUCUGCCUAGGAGUGGCCUGCGUCCUUGGCUUUGGUGAGGGCGCUUGGAUGGCCACUCCACCAGACACUAAGCCCCAAGCCCAAGGCUUGUUGCUAAGAAAAUUCACUGCCCAGGCCGAAGGCUCGGCGCUGAGGACCGCGUGUGGAAGGCAGCUCUGAGACCUAAGGCAUCGCUGGAGCCACAAAUACCCACUGAGAAAAGAAAGGCUAGAACAACUUGCCGCUCGACUAGCCCAGACUUUUAACUCUCCAGAAAGCCCUCAUAGGCCAAUGGGGAUGUUGUUUCAGACUGCGCAGAGAUCGAGCACCCUUCUCCACCAUUCGGCUGAAUAUGCGUGCGCCCGCCGAGUGUCCUCCCCCAAACCGCCUCUCCCCAGCUCCAGCCUCCGGGGUCCUCAGAACACCCUCCCUCUUAAGUUCCUAGACACCUGGGAUCUGCUGCGCCAAAUUCUGCAGAGGCGCUGGCGAGGAGUUGAGGGAAGCUGGAGAAGAAGGGUCUCUAAACACACCGCCCUAAGCUUCCGGGGCUCGAAGGGUCCUGGGCCAGCAGCUCCUAGGGGUGGGACGGGGAGGCGUGGGUGCGUCCAGCCGCAGCGCAGACCUUACGUCGCUCCGCCGGGCGCCUCAGUUUUCUCUCCUAGGCUCUGGCACCUCUGGACCUCCGAACGUUGAGCUCAGGAAAGAGAACUCCCCGCGCAGCCGCGCUCAGUCCUUCCUCCGGGAUUUUCCUGAGAAUCCCCACGAGUUGGCCACGAUCCCUGUGGGGUUUUCCUUCCAAUCAGCCAUGCGUCCUACUCUCAUCCUCAGCGCUCAGGUUGCCCUCGCGCAGGCCAGGAAUCCACCACUGAUUACCAACAGCUGAAGCUGGCGUAGCCCCUUACCCUUCCUUCGCAGCCGCACAAGUUUCGUGUAGGAUGGUACCCCGGCCCCCUCCCGACCCCUCUAAUCUGGACCGCGGCUGCGGCGAGGAGGACGGGAGCCAACCCAACCUACCGCAUCGGAGCCAGCCUACCGCACCCAGAGCCGGAGUCUACGGGUGUCCUGAAGAGGGUGCGCAGCCACGGCCACCGGCGUGACCCGAAGGCCCGUGCCCCAUACCGGCGCCCAGGCACUACCCCUUGUCUUCUGCCACUCGUGUAGGCGCUCAGGACCUCUAGGCCCUGGGGUAGAUCCCGCCCCUUCUCCAGCACCUCCGGGAAGAACCAAAAGUUCAAUUUGGGAUUUUCCUGUAAACAAGAGCCUAGAGUGUUUUUGCUCGAUGCUGGAUUUAAUACGAAUAUAUUUUUGAGGGAUUUGCAUUUUUACUUUUGAUUUUGGAUCUUCAUUUACGUGACAGCCGUCACCUGUACAUUAUUGUUGUUGUUGUUGUUAUUAUUAUUAUUAUUAUUAUUAUUAUUACUCUCUCCCCGCCUUGCGCCUUGACUCGCGAGUGAGAGAGAGGACUCGGAGGCGGAGAGCUCCCAGAGGCCAUGUACCAGAGCUUGGCCAUGGCCGCCAACCACGGCCCCCCUCCCGGGGCCUACGAGGCGGGCGGCCCUGGCGCCUUCAUGCACAGCGCGGGCGCUGCCUCCUCUCCCGUCUACGUGCCCACGCCGCGGGUGCCCUCCUCGGUGCUGGGCCUGUCCUAUCUCCAGGGCGGAGGCGGGAGCGCCGCGUCCGGAGCCACCUCUGGCGGCAGCUCCGGCGGGGCCCCGGCGGGCGCCGGGCCCGGAACCCAGCAGAGCAGCCCGGGCUGGAGCCAGGCGGGGGCCGAGGGAGCGGCCUACACGCCCCCGCCUGUGUCCCCGCGCUUCUCCUUCCCGGGAACCACCGGGUCCCUGGCUGCCGCCGCCGCCGCCGCCGCCGCCCGGGAAGCCGCGGCCUACAGCAGUGGUGGCGGAGCGGCGGGCGCGGGCCUCCCCGGCCGCGAGCAGUACGGGCGUGCGGGCUUCGCAGGCUCCUACUCCAGCCCCUACCCAGCCUACAUGGCCGACGUGGGCGCGUCCUGGGCCGCGGCCGCCGCCGCCUCCGCCGGUCCCUUCGACAGCCCGGUGCUGCAUAGCCUGCCCGGCAGGGCCAACCCCGCCGCUCGACACCCGAACCUCGUAGACAUGUUUGAUGACUUCUCAGAAGGCAGAGAGUGUGUCAACUGUGGGGCCAUGUCCACCCCGCUCUGGAGGCGCGACGGGACGGGGCAUUACCUGUGCAACGCCUGCGGCCUCUACCACAAGAUGAACGGCAUCAACCGGCCCCUUAUCAAGCCCCAGCGCCGGCUGUCUGCCUCCCGCCGAGUGGGCCUCUCCUGUGCCAACUGCCAGACCACCACCACCACCCUGUGGCGCCGCAACGCGGAGGGCGAGCCCGUGUGCAAUGCCUGCGGCCUCUACAUGAAACUCCAUGGCGUCCCCAGGCCUCUUGCAAUGCGGAAAGAGGGGAUUCAAACCAGAAAACGGAAGCCCAAGAACCUUAAUAAAUCUAAGACACCAGCAGGUCCCUCGGGUAGUGAGAGCCUUCCUCCCGCCACCAGUGCUUCCAGCAACUCCAGCAACGCAGCCACCAGCAGCAGCGAAGAGAUGCGCCCCAUCAAGACAGAGCCCGGGCUAUCAGCCUACCAUGGGCACAGCAGCUCCAUGGCCCAGACGUUCUCAGUCAGUGCGAUGUCUGGCCACGGGCCCUCCAUCCACCCAGUCCUCUCGGCCCUGAAGCUCUCCCCACAAGGCUACGCAUCUUCUGUCAGCCAGUCACCGCAGGCCAGCUCCAAGCAGGACCCUUGGAACAGCCUGGCCUUGGCUGACAGUCAUGGGGACAUAAUCACUGCAUAAUGUCACCUCCUUCCCUCCUCAGAUUUCGGCACAGACUUGGGACUUGGAGGACAGCAGAGAUGAGGCUCUGGGCUCCCAGGGGCCAGCCUGCUCUGUUGGGGAAUAACUCCAGAAGAACAACCGGGAAGAAACUUGAAGUUGACAAUUUGGCUUAGGGGAAGUGGGUAUUGGAUUUUAUCGGAUGCCUUUUCAAGGGUAGGCAACUGGAAAGAACCCAGACUCUGAUCUGGAAGAACCCACCCUUCACUACAAGCACAUUUAAGUCCCUUCUGUGGAGUAAGAGACUUCUUUCUUAUUUCCGCCCUACCCCUCCCCUACAAGAGACGAGAUAUCUUUCUCCUCUGCCUUUCCACCACCGUGACCUAAGAUGGUGGCUUUUCCAUGGUGUUCCUAGCACCGGGGCUCUGAGGGUGGGUGAAGGCUCUGGGACCCCUGGUCCAGCCUGAAAUUGGAUGCGACAAGCCCCUCCGGGCAGCUGCUGCCCUUGCCCAGCACUCCCCCUUCAGGUUUGGCAUACUCCUGCUUUCCUCAAUACCGAAUCUUGGCUCCUGAAACGUUGCGUAUAGCGCCCAUGCUACUGAGGGCUUCGUGGGGGAGAUGGAGGAGAGGGCCACUUCACCCACUGCCACGUGUGGCUUGGGCAAAAUUGCAACUAGGAACUUCGCCUCCCCCAAGUUCCUUUCCCUGACCCAAGGCUCAAGCCUCCGCUCCUUCUCCUCACCCCCAAAGCCUCUGAAAAUAAAAAUCCCUUCCACUGCUGAGUGAUUCAGCUCUGCCUUCAGCUUGAACAUGUCUCUCCCUCCACAAAACAAGAGCUUGGCAGCUUAGCCACACAGCAGCCUCCCCCACGCCUGUCCCCCCAAAUCCUUCAUCCACCCCUUCACACACAGGUGGGUCCCAAGUAAGUACAAAAAAAGUUCUGCUGCUAAAGCGAGUUUGACAAACACUCACCUAAGACUUGAGAUCCUUCAGAAGAGCGUGUCUGGUGGACACCAGCCCCGGGGGUGGGCAGGGGGUUUCCGUGAAUUCUUGUGCUUGGAUCUCGUGGACGACCCUCUUGUUCUGCGGAGCUGUGUCUCUUGUUCAGACAGCAGGCCGAGUUCAUCCAAGGGAUGCGGAGCCCCUGCACCUACCUACAUCCUUUCCCCAGAAGACAUCUGUCCAGGAGGCAAAAAGCUAGAGAUCUUGCAACAUACAUUCAAAGCAAACAAACACAACAUGACAAAAACUUAAUGGAAAGACAACAACCGAUAAGAGAAGACACUGAGGGUGGGCCUUGAGGGAGUGUCCGGCCCUUAUAUUGUCCUGGCAUUGGCCUUCUUCUCCUCUUCAUAUUGCCGUUUCUGCCCGAGAUGCUGGAGCUCCUCGCAAAGACUUCUCCUUCCUCGUCCUCAUCGUCAACAGACCUGUAGCUGACUGUGGCCUUACCACAUCUUCCCCCCAAAUCCCCAGCUCCCAACCCCAAAAUCCUACUGGCUGUAGCAGAGAAUAUUUUUAAACCAAGAUUCUGUUUUAAUCAUCAUUACGUUGCUUUCUUCCAUGAAGGCCACCCUCAUAUACCUUCCCUGACCCACAAACCUGUUAACAUUGUCUUAAGGUGAAAUGGCUGUAAAAUCAGUAUUUAACUAAUAAAUUUAUCUGUACUCCUC